Molecule: messenger RNA, 1446 nt
Organism: Populus euphratica (Euphrates poplar)
Lineage: Eukaryota; Viridiplantae; Streptophyta; Magnoliopsida; Malpighiales; Salicaceae
Product: protein TRANSPARENT TESTA GLABRA 1-like
Exons: 2
Coding region: 255-1277 (340 amino acids)
Molecular function (GO): protein binding
Source: RefSeq, a predicted model, not a curated record
AAACUGAGCCGCCGCCGCCACAUAACCACAUCAUACAACUAACCAGUUAGGUGGGAAGCCAUCCGGCCCCUUUUCUAUGUAGUUUACUAACUCCAGAGUCCAUCUGAAGAAGACUAGCUGUUGAAUUUUCAACCUCUCCUCCUCCUUCCUCGAAAAUUCGCGAAUCUCCAUUCUCAACACCAAAGGAACUCCAACACCACCAUUUAACCUCGUCGCCGAAACACCCUAACAACAAACAAAAGAUUGCCCAAUAGAUGGAGAAUUCAACCCAAGAAUCCCACCUAAGAUCAGAAAACACUGUAACCUAUGAAUCCCCAUACCCUCUCUAUGCCAUGGCAAUCUCUUCAACCGCAUCUCGCGCAAACCAAUACCAGCGGAUUGCCUUAGGUAGCUUCAUUGAAGACUACAACAACCGUAUAGACAUCGUCUCUUUUGACCCUGAAACCCUCUCUAUCAAACCCCACCAAAAUCUCUCUGUUGAGCACCCUUAUCCACCCACAAAGCUCAUGUUUAGCCCUUCAUCUCUUCACAAGUCGAAUGACCUCUUAGCCUCUUCUGGUGACUAUCUUCGAUUGUGGGAAGUUAGAGACUCUGCUUCUGUUGAGCCUGUUUUGGUGCUUAACAAUAGCAAGACAAGUGAGUUUUGUGCCCCUUUAACUUCUUUUGACUGGAAUGACAUUGAACCUAAGAGAAUUGGUACUUGUAGUAUUGAUACAACUUGUACGAUUUGGGAUAUUGAAAAGGGUGCUGUUGAAACACAACUUAUAGCUCAUGAUAAGGAAGUUUAUGAUAUUGCUUGGGGUGAAGCAAGGGUUUUUGCUUCAGUUUCAGCUGAUGGGUCAGUUAGGAUUUUUGAUUUAAGAGACAAGGAACAUUCUACUAUUAUAUAUGAGAGUCCUAGACCUGAUACACCCUUGUUGAGAUUGGCUUGGAACAAACAGGAUUUGAGGUAUAUGGCUACAAUAUUGAUGGAUAGUAAUAAAGUUGUGAUCUUAGAUAUUAGGUCUCCAACAGUCCCUGUUGCUGAGUUGGAGAGGCAUAUGGCGAGUGUGAAUGCUAUUGCUUGGGCUCCGCAGAGUUGUAGGCAUAUUUGUUCUGCUGGUGAUGAUUCACAGGCUCUUAUUUGGGAGUUGCCAACUAUGGCUGGACCUAAUGGGAUUGAUCCAAUGUCCAUGUGCUCUGCUGCUUCUGAAAUUAACCAGCUUCAAUGGUCUGCUGCACUGCCUGAUUGGAUUGCUAUCGCGUUUUCAAACAAAAUGCAGCUUUUAAAAGUUUGAGACAGACAGAUUGUUAGUGAUGAAAGAGGGAGCUAGCAAGGGUCCUGGAUAGUCCAAAUCAGAUUUCAAUCUAUUUUCUAAUUUGUAAUGUAUCCAUCCAAUCUGACUUUAGUUUCUUUGUGGAUCAUUAUGGAGAGCUUUGAACGUUGAUGACUCCUGUCUUCAAUCU